Molecule: messenger RNA, 3694 nt
Organism: Neoarius graeffei (lesser salmon catfish)
Lineage: Eukaryota; Metazoa; Chordata; Actinopteri; Siluriformes; Ariidae
Gene: foxo1b
Product: forkhead box O1 b
Exons: 3
Coding region: 205-2025 (606 amino acids)
Biological process (GO): regulation of transcription by RNA polymerase II
Cellular component (GO): nucleus
Molecular function (GO): RNA polymerase II cis-regulatory region sequence-specific DNA binding; DNA-binding transcription factor activity, RNA polymerase II-specific
Source: RefSeq, a predicted model, not a curated record
GUAUGUUUAAUGCUGGAGUGAGUUGAGCGCGACUUUCUGCAACUUUAUCUCCGCUCAGACUCACAGCAGAGCGGACUGCAUGCUGUCACAGACUCGAGAGAGAGAGAGAGAGAGAGAGAGUGUGUGGUGUUUAUUCAGUUGCGGGUCGGAGAGUGUUUUUAAGGCGCAGAGUUUGAGUGAACAGGUUGUGACCCUGUGUCAGUAAUGAUGGCCGAGGCGGCGCAGCAGCUCCAGUCGGUUGACGCGGACCCGGAUUUUGAGCCUUUCUGCCGGCCGCGGUCAUGCACCUGGCCCCUGCCCAGACCCGAGUCCUCUCCGGCGGCUUCGGGAGCGGAAGCAGAGCCGCAGGAGCUGGACUUCAUGGGCGGUCUGAGCUUGGCUUUGCUGGAAGAGACGGAGACGGAGGACAGGAAGGCGCGCGGCUUUCGGAGCGAUGAGGCGCGGCAGCAGCAGCAGCAGCAUCUCGCACCGCCGGCCGCUCAGGUGCAACAGGUGCCGCAGCAUCAUCAGGUGCAGGUGCAGCCUCUGUCCUCCUCUUCAUCCUCUACCUCAUCCUCAUCCUCCGCAUCCUCGUCGUCGUCCUCUGCGCAGAGGAAGAGCAGCUCGUGCCGGAGGAACGCGUGGGGAAACAUGUCGUACGCGGAUCUGAUCACACAAGCCAUCGAGAGCUCACCGGAGCGGCGCCUGACCCUGGCACAGAUCUACGAGUGGAUGGUGAAGAGCGUCCCGUACUUCAAGGACAAGGGGGACAGCAACAGCUCAGCCGGUUGGAAGAACUCCAUUCGUCACAAUCUGUCUCUGCACAGUCGGUUCGUACGCGUACAGAACGAGGGCACGGGGAAAAGCUCAUGGUGGAUGCUGAAUCCUGAAGGAGGAAAGAGCGGGAAAUCCCCGCGCCGCAGAGCCGCCUCCAUGGACAACAACAGCAAGUUCACCAAGAGCCGUGGCCGCGCCGCUAAGAAGAAGGUGGGGCUGGACGGCGGCUCGAACAGUCCCGGCUACUCGAAGUGGCUCGGCAGUCCGAACUCUCACAGUAACGAUGACUUUGAAGCGUGGGGAAGUUUCCGCACACGGGCCAGCUCGGACGCGAGCACGCUGAGCGGCCGGCGCUCACCUUUCCUCCCCGAGGAGGACGUGAGUGAGGGAGCAGAACUCCACCUCGGCUACCAGGCCACGAAAUUGGCCUCCAAAUUGCCGAGUCUGUCCGAGGUGACUGGCUCUUUCGGCUCGAAGAACCUGAUGAUGGAGAACCUGCUGGACAACCUGAACCUGCUUUCACCGAAGAACAGCUCGGACGCUCCGAGCUCUCAGUACGCCCCCUACAGCACAAGCCAGGACUUCAAGUGGCCGAGCGGCAUGAGCAUUAACGCGAUGACCAUCCAGACUCUGUCGGACAGCAAGGCUGUGGGUUACAACCCCUACAUACGGCAGUUUAAUUGUACUACUGGGCUUUUAAAGGAACUCCUGAGUAACGACGGGGAGCCCAGAGGAGACGUUCUGCCCCCCAUGGAGGCAGCAGGGCCACAAGGAGGGAGAGUUUUACCUCCCUAUAGUGCUCAAGGGCACAUGGGGCAAGCAGGAAAAGUGAUGGUCUCACACACACACGCUCACACACACACCUCUCCAGCAGUGGGCAUAAACAGGUGUGCCCUACUUCCUCAGGGACAUCUCGGUCGUCAUGGUAACAUGAAGCCGUACCCUCACCUAGCGCACGUGGGAGGAGGAGGAGGAGCUGUCAAUUCAGCGCCGCCCAAUUACUGCAUUGUUAACAGCAACGGUUUCCACAGACACACUCCGGUCCUGCCGCAUCGUCAGCACCAUCAUCAUCACAACCACCUGGAGCGGUUGCCUAGUGACCUGGACGACAUGGCGAUCGAGCGGCUGGAGUGUGACGUGGAGCGCGUGCUGCACGACACGCUGAUGGACGGAGACGCACUCGACUUCAACUUCGACCCGGCCGCCAGCCAGCAGGGCUUCACACACACUGCUGUCAAGAGCAACACACACAGCUGGGUGUCGGGGUAAACACACACACACAUGAUUAAAGUGUUGAGAACCAGAAGAAAAGAAAAGGUUUGGCACAAUUCUUAUUAAAAAAAAAAAAAAAGAUUUUAAGAAUAAAUCAUGGAUCUGGACACACACACACAUGCUCUCACACAUGCUCACACACGCACACACUCACUCAUACUGGCAGGUGUUUAAUAGUCUCAUUCGUGAAGAAUUUAUUUUUAAAUGUAUCAUAUCUAAGCUGGGAGAUUUUUCAUCUGUCCAUCAUUUUUAAUGCAAAAAAAAAAGUCAGCAUUUUUUUUAUUUACCCACAAUGUAAAAAAGCUCUGUGGGGUUUUUGUUUGUUUGUUUGUUUGUUUGUUUGUUUCAAAAAAAUUCUCCACAGGAAUUAAUUAAUGGAGAGGAAAUCUGCUCUUAAUAAUAAUAAUAAACCAUAAUCAUGGCACACCUGCCAGAUGUGUAUCUGCUGUUUUUAAAAACAUGCCUCAAUUUAUUUUUUUUAACCAGAUGAAAUGAAACUGACGGCUCGUGUUCAUGUUUUACAGUUUUAACUGAGAUCUUUGUACAAAGUUGUAAAUAACUUGUUGUGUAUAUAAUGUAUAACAAGGCGUUUAUGCUGUGUGUGUGUGUGUGUGUGUGUAUAGAGGUGUGUGUGUGUGUGUGUGUGUGUCUUUUAUCGAAGUGUUUGAGAGUUUCAGAUUGUGAUAUUUCAUGAUUUUAUAUUAUCACUCGGUCAUUUCUAAACCUUUCUCAGCUGAACCCAGCUCCAGGACGCGGGACGUGCAGCCUGAGGGCUUCAGUAACACACACCAAGAAUAAUCUGAUGUUUCAGGAAAGACUGAAAGCUCUAACUGGACAGAAAUCAGAAGGACCGUGUGGUGCAGAAAUCAUAAAAUAAAGUUCAGAUUUAAGAAUUAACCCACACAAGGUUUAGUUUAUUUCUUCGAGCUGCAGAUUCUCUGAAGCUCAAACCAAGCUAAAAAGAACUUAAUCUCCUUUUUUUCUCCCUCAUUUAAAGGCGCAUCUCAUGAUAAAAUGACGUAUGAGCUCCUUCUGUUUUUCUGCUUGUCCUCAAGUUCAUGUGCUUUUAAUUUACACACAGACUGAAUCACUAAUACGAUGAAACAUCCCAAAUUCAUGUCGUCGUCGUCUUCUUUUUUUUUUUUCAUUUCGUCUCCAUGACAGAGGAUCAGAAGCCGGUUGCUGUAACGUCACACAUGUUUAUGAACUACUGAUUUAUUUUUCUGUGUUAUUGUACCAUUACAAAAUCAUGAAUUUUUUUUUCGUGUGUCGUGGUUUCCAGCUUCCCCUGUGUGAAAGUGUGGUUUGUAUUCAGAUGUCUGUUUCAAACAUAAAUCAAGAAAACGUCCCGUUUCCUGUUGCAGAUGUUACUGAUUUAAAAGCGUCUCGUUCAGCAGUUACGAUGCAGCGCAAAUUCAACACUGCUUUAAUUUUCACUGCAAGUUUUAAAGGCAAAGUAAAGAAGAAGAAAUGCAGUUUUCUUCGAUAACAUUUCUGAUUGAAGCUGCAUAUUUGGGAGAGAAGGGCGUGUCUUUUUUUGUGAAAGUAGAGACAUCACGACAUGUCACGAUAUCUGUUUGUCAACACGAACACUUUACUUCCGUCAACAAACUGACACGUAAAUGUAUUUUUAAAAAACUAACAAAACACAAUUUGUUUUGGUGAG